Molecule: messenger RNA, 1632 nt
Organism: Thelazia callipaeda (thelaziosis nematode)
Lineage: Eukaryota; Metazoa; Nematoda; Chromadorea; Rhabditida; Thelaziidae
Source: the annotation of a GenBank genome assembly
AUGAGGGGCAGAGAGCGCAGAAAGCGUCUGUCUAGGAGUCGCAUUACAAGAGGGAUCGAUUAUCCAACACUGUUUCUUAUACCCAUUUUGGCGCCAACGUCUACGUGCAAUUCAGCAAGCAAAAACGUAGACGCUUACACAAUGGAAAAAAUGCCGCAGCAACAGAAUCAUGACGAUCACCAAUAUCAUCAGCACCGCCAACAAGAGCCGAAACAAUCUCAACAACGAGACCUACAGGGACGGCAAAUACAGCGACGGCAAUGGCAACAACAACUACGCCGACGACAACUACAGCAAGAAAAAAGAUAUAAACAGCAACUACAGGGACAGCAACAGUGGCAGGAGCGACAUCAGCAACUGUUGCAGGAAUCAGAUCUGUUAUCCGAGCAACAAGAACAGCUAUGCGCACAAGAAGAUCGGUGGCAAAAUCGACGUCAACAAGUAGUACAAGAAUUACAGUCAGUAGAACAACGACUAAGCCCAAAACGGUUGCGACACAAAGGACAAAAAGAACAAGAAGUACAUGAAUUGCAGCAGCAAGAGAAACCUCAGCUGCAACAAAAACUGGUACAACAACAACUGGAGCAACAACAAGAAAAACAACAGCAAGAUCUGAGGCUCCAGAAAGGACAGCAACAGAGGCAUGAUCGAGUCCAGCAAAGACGGCAACAAAAUCAAGAUUGGCUAGAGCAAGAUCUGAGGCUCCAACAACGACAGCAAUGGAGACAAGAUCAACUGCAACAAAACGUGGGAUUCCAGUACGGACAGCAACAAAAAGAUUUGAGGCUCAGGCAAGAACGGGAAACGAAACAAGAUUGGCUGCAGCAAGACAAGCAACAGAGACAGGAUCGAUUUCAGCAAGACCUUAGACUCCGUCGAGGACAGCAACAAAGAAAAGAUCGGCUUCAGCAAGAACAGCAACAAGAAAAUCUGAGGUCUCAACAAGAACAGCAAAAGAGACAAGACCGUCUUCAACGAGGACAGCAACAGGAAGACUUGAGGUUCCAGCAAGAACAGCAAGAACAUCGGCAACAAGGUCGUAAAGAGUGGGAGGAACAACAAAAGCGGAGGCUGCAAGAACAGCAACAGAAAGAAUAUCGAAUCCAGCAAGCACAGCAGCAAAAACAAGAUUGGCUACAGCAAGACCUAAGGCUCCAGCAAAGAAAGCUACAGAGACAUGAUCGAGUCCAGCAAGGAGGGCAACAAAAAGAUCUGAGGUUUGGGCAAGAACGGGAAACGAAACAAGAUCGGCUGCAACAAGGGCAGCAAGCGAAACAAGAUCGAUUUCAGCAAGAACAGCUAGAGAGACAAGAUCAAUUUCAACAAGGACAGCAACGGAAACAGAGUCGAUUUCAGCAAGACCUUAGAUUCCAUCGAGGAGGGCAACAAAGACAAGAUCGGCUUCAGCAAGAACAGCAAAGAAAACAAGGCCAUCUUCAACAAGGACAGGAACAGGAAGACAUGAGGUUCGAGCACGAACAACGAAAACAGCGGCAAGAAGGUCGUAAGGAGUGGAAGCAACAACAAAAACGGAGGCUGCAAGAACAGCAACAGAAAGAUCAGAGGCUUCAACAAAAGCAGGAACAGAAACAAGAGCAACAACAGCAACAGAGACAAGAUCGAAUCCAGCAA